Molecule: messenger RNA, 582 nt
Organism: Esox lucius (northern pike)
Lineage: Eukaryota; Metazoa; Chordata; Actinopteri; Esociformes; Esocidae
Gene: ndufb2
Product: NADH:ubiquinone oxidoreductase subunit B2
Exons: 4
Coding region: 175-477 (100 amino acids)
Cellular component (GO): mitochondrial inner membrane
Source: RefSeq, a predicted model, not a curated record
UGUCACACUCCAAAUGGUCAUUUGUCUCCAUCUAGUGUACAAAACUGAGACAGACUAUUCAGACCUGUCCUCGAUCUCGACCUAUCAUAUCGCCCCUUGUUGGUAGGUCUUCCUUCUCUGUCAAGGUGGAAGGACAUCUGCUAAAACACCGAGGGAAUAUAGAAUUACUUAAAGAUGACUUUUUUAGGAAGAGUUGUAGGUAUCCUUAGGGCCGGGACGCAGCUUCAGAGACGCGGACCUCUGAAAACAGUAACCCGAAAAGCUGGUGGAGGACCACACAUAGAGCCCCAGUACAGGCAAUACCCACAACUUACCAAGAACCAAAAGUUUCAAGCAGAGUUCAUCAGCAGUGCCAUGUGGUUCUGGAUCCUGUGGCACUGCUGGCAUGACCCAGAUGCCGUUAUGGGUCACUUCCCAUGGCCUGAUGCAUCUGCGUGGACAGAUGAAGAACUGGGGAUCCCAGCAGAUGAAGAGUAAGGUGCCCUGCUCCAUGCCCCCCCAGAUGACCUUAUCUGUGCCAGACUGUUUCCUGAGAGGAACUGUUGUACAUAUACCAAUAAAUACAUUUAAAUUAUUCUAUGA